Molecule: messenger RNA, 1287 nt
Organism: Vairimorpha ceranae
Lineage: Eukaryota; Fungi; Microsporidia; Nosematidae
Product: eukaryotic translation initiation factor 2
Exons: 1
Coding region: 1-1287 (428 amino acids)
Biological process (GO): positive regulation of translational fidelity; formation of translation preinitiation complex
Cellular component (GO): cytosol
Molecular function (GO): GTP binding; GTPase activity; tRNA binding
Source: RefSeq, a predicted model, not a curated record
AUGAACAACGAUUUAGAAAUAAUAAAAAAUCAAGCCACUGUAAAUAUAGGAACUAUUGGACAUGUAGCACACGGAAAAUCUACUCUAGUUCAGGCAAUUAGUGGUGUUUCAACAAUAAAAUUUAAAGCAGAACUGGAAAGAAAUAUUACCAUAAAACUUGGAUACGCUAAUGCUAAAAUUUACAAAUGCCAAGGAACAUGUAAAAGACCGGAUUGCUAUCAAGCAUUUGGUUCUGCCGCACCUUUAGAUAAAAAAUGUAAAUCUUGCAAUGGUACACUUCUUCUUGUAAGACAUGUAUCUUUUGUAGAUUGUCCUGGUCACGACGUAUUAAUGGCCACUAUGUUAAGUGGUACGGCUAUUAUGGACGCAGCUCUGUUACUAAUAGCAGCUAAUGAGCCGUGUCCACAACCGCAAACAACUGAACAUCUUUGUGCGGUAGAAGUUAUGAAUCUAAAAAAAAUUAUUAUUGUGCAAAAUAAAAUAGAUUUGAUUUCUCGGGAACAAGCACUAGAACAACAUGAUCAAAUACAGGAAUUUUUGACCAAAUCUAAGGCAUCUGGUCCUAUUAUACCUACCGCUGCACAGUUAGGAGUAAAUGUAUCAGCCAUUUUAGAUUAUAUUGUAAAUUACAUCCCGCAGCCACAACGUAAUGAUUCUGAUAAUCCAAAAAUGAUUAUUAUUAGGAGUUUUGAUGUUAAUCGACCUGGUGCUACUAUUGAAGAAUUAUGUGGAGGUGUUAUAGGCGGCAGCUUAGUGAAAGGUGUGCUAAAUGUAGGCGACGAGGUAGAAAUUAGACCAGGGCAUAUUACUAAAAUAGAUAAAAAGUUUAUAUGUCGUCCUUUUAUUUCAAAAAUACUAUCACUAAAAGCUGAAAAUAACAAAUUAACAAAAGCCUAUCCUGGUGGUCUUAUUGGUGUAGGAACUAAAAUUGAUCCUAGUUUUUGCAAAUCAGAUAGACUUGUUGGACAAGUAAUGGGACUUUUAGGAUCUCUGCCACCUAUAAGAACAGAAAUAAUGGUAAAUUACGAAUUAUUUCAGAAAAUUAUGUCGCAGGACAAACAAGAUUUGAAAGUUGGUGAACAUUUGCAGUUAAAUAUCGGUAGUACAAUAACGGGCGGGAUUAUUAAAAGCGUUGAAAAGAAUAACGCUUUUUUUGAACUUAUUAAACCUACGUGCUGUGAUUUAAAUGAAAGAAUUGCUAUAAGUCGAAAGAUUAACAAUCAUUGGCGACUUAUAGGACACGGAAUAAUUUUAGAAGGAGAUGAAAUUGAACCAACUUAUUACUAA